UUUAAUUUUUCAGAGGUGGAAAAUGACUAUUCAUUUACUACCUGGCAAGGUGAAACGUUACGAGAAAUUGGUUCGGGAAUUUAAAGCAAUCAGAAUUAUCAUAUGGCUAUUCUUUCGUUUGCUCGACUUUGUUUUUAUUCCGUUAAUGAUUAUAAGAUGUUUUAAAAAGAAAAAAACAUGUCCUCCAAUUGAUAAUAACAUUCUAUUAUAUAAAGCAUCAGAAUUGUCUAAUCUCAUAAGAACACAACAGCUUACAAGUACAUUGGUAGUAAAGACAUACAUAGAUCGUAUAAAAGUGGUAAAUAAGUUACUAAACGCUGUAAUUGAUGAUAGAUUUGAUUCGGCAAUACAAGAAGCAAAAUAUGUGGAUGAUUUUGUACGAAGCACAAAAUGUACAAUUAAUGAACUAAAAAUAAAAUAUCCACUUCUUGGAGUACCCAUAACUGUAAAGGGAAGUAUAGACGUUGCCAAACUAAGGAAUACUUCAGGACUUGUAACACGGAAAAAUGUAAAUCCUGCUGAAAAGGAUGCUGACGCUGUGGCGUUGGCCAGAGAGGCAGGCGCCAUUCCAUUAUUAACCAGUAACAUCCCAGAAUUGUGUUUGAAUUGGGAAAGCAUUAAUAAUUUUGUAGGAACUACAAAAAAUCCUUACGACAUUAGAAAAACUGCAGGGGGGUCAUCUGGAGGAGAGGUAAACGUAGAGGAGAAGGUGUAA
Molecule: messenger RNA, 715 nt
Organism: Brassicogethes aeneus
Lineage: Eukaryota; Metazoa; Arthropoda; Insecta; Coleoptera; Nitidulidae
Source: the annotation of a GenBank genome assembly